Molecule: messenger RNA, 3317 nt
Organism: Choloepus didactylus (southern two-toed sloth)
Lineage: Eukaryota; Metazoa; Chordata; Mammalia; Pilosa; Megalonychidae
Gene: RCBTB2
Product: RCC1 and BTB domain containing protein 2
Exons: 13
Coding region: 591-2174 (527 amino acids)
Molecular function (GO): protein binding
Source: RefSeq, a predicted model, not a curated record
GGAGGCUGAGGGGGACGCCGGGCACGAGGCGGACCGCUCCCGGGUCUCCGGGCCGCGGACCACCUCGCCCCGCCCCCGCGACCAGACCGCCCCCGUGCCGCGACGACUCACGUACGGCUCCCCCGGCGACGCCCUCGCCUGGGCCGCGGGCCGAGGCGUCGCCGCGCGUGCGCGAACCCGCUGGCGGGGGCUGGGCGUGCGGGUCCAAGGCGCCACCCCUCCCCAGGCCGCGGGUAGAAGCGCAUUGCGCGUGCGCGAGCCCUUUGAUGGCGGUAGGGCGUGCGGUUCUGGGGCCACACGCUCGCCAGGCUGCGGGCAGGGGCGUUGAAAAAGUCCCCCAGCUUCGAGUGCGGAUAGGUGUGAUGGUGGAUCUUGUGUGUCAGCCUGAGCAGGUCCUGGAAGGUGCUGCGUUGUAGAAGGCGAUUGCCCCCCAUAAUCUGAGUGGCCGCCUCCCCAUCAGGGAAGAAGAAGUUCUGCCCGGAGCCUGCAGCAUCAGCUCUUACCUGAGUUUCUGGCCUGCCAGCCUGCCCUGUGUAUUUCAGACUCGCCAGCUGCCGCAACCACUACAGGCUACUCUGUCAUCUUUCAAGAUGUUAGAUGUGGGAAAGUGGCCAAUUUUUACCCUGUGUUCUGGGGAAGAACUGCAGUUAAUUCGUCAGGCCUGUGUCUUUGGCAGUGCUGGCAACGAAGUUAUAUACACCACAGUAAACGAUGAGAUUUUUGCCCUUGGCACAAACUGCUCGGGCUGUUUGGGGUUAGGUGACAUCCAGAGCAUCAUUGAACCUCGGAGACUGGAUUCUUUAAGUGGCAAAAAAAUAGCCUGCCUCAGCUAUGGGAGUGGCCCCCAUGUUGUCCUUGCCACGUCAGAAGGAGACGUCUUCACCUGGGGUCAUAAUGCUUAUAGCCAACUGGGCAAUGGGACAACUAAUCAUGGUUUAGUUCCCUGUCACGUCUCUACUAACUUGUCAAACAAACAAGUCGUGGAGGUUGCCUGUGGAUCUUUCCAUUCCUUGGUGCUAACAUCUGAUGGAGAGGUGUUUGCCUGGGGCUAUAAUAACUGUGGGCAGGUAGGAUCCGGAUCAACAGCUAAUCAGCCAAUCCCUCGAAGAGUCACCGGCUGCUUACAGAAUAAGACAGUUGUGAACAUUGCAUGUGGGCAGAUGUGCUCCAUGGCAGUAGUGGAUACUGGGGAGGUCUACGUCUGGGGGUACAAUGGCAAUGGGCAGCUUGGACUCGGCAGUAGCAGCAACCAGCCAACCCCCUGCAGAAUAGCAGCUUUGCAAAGCGUUCGUGUCCAGCGGGUUGCCUGUGGCUACGCACACACAUUAGUAUUGACUGAUGAAGGCCAAGUGUAUGCUUGGGGUGCAAAUUCCUACGGCCAGCUGGGCACUGGCAGUAAAAGUAACCAGUCCUACCCUACCCCUGUCAUGGUGGAAAAGGACAGGAUCAUAGAGAUCGCAGCUUGCCACUCUGCCCACACGUCUGCUGCCAAGACCCAGGGGGGACACGUGUACAUGUGGGGCCAGUGUCGGGGCCAGUCGGUGACUCUGCCCCACCUCACCCACUUCUCCUGCACCGAUGACGUGUUUGCCUGCUUUGCCACUCCCGCCGUCACCUGGCGCCUCCUCUCCGUGGAACCGGAUGACCACCUCACAGUGGCUGAGUCACUGAAAAGGGAGUUUGACAACCCGGACACCGCAGACCUGAAAUUUCUGGUAGAUGGAAAGUAUAUUUAUGUACACAAAGUCCUUCUCAAAAUUAGGUCUGAGCAUUUUCGGUCUUCGCUGGGGGACAGUGAGGAUGAUAUUGUAGAGAUGAGUGAGUUCUCGUAUCCUGUUUACCGCGCCUUCCUGGAGUACCUGUACACGGACAGCAUCAGCCUUGCGCCCGAGGAGGCCAUAGGACUGCUAGAUUUGGCCACAUUUUACAGAGACAACCAACUGAAAAAGCUCUGCCAGCAAACUAUCAAGCAAGGAAUCUGCGAGGAGAACGCCAUCGCGCUGCUCUCGGCCGCAGUGAAGUACGACGCUCAGGAUUUAGAAGAAUUCUGUUUCAGAUUUUGUAUAAACCACUUGACUGUAGUAACACAGACUCCAGGAUUUGCAGAAAUGGACCAUGAUCUCCUGAAGAACUUUAUCGGUAAAGCAAGCAGAGUUGGAGCCUUUAAAAAUUGACCCCCAUGUGCAGGAAAGAAUUGCUGAGCCUGUCUUUUUCCUCUACAAAAGCCACAGAAGAAUAACUUCUCUUUAAUUUAAUUGUAACUAUGAUGAAUUUGGUGAGCUACAUUUUGCUGAAUGCUCAUGUUCUGUCAAAAGAAGGGUGCUGGUCAGUCUUUUCCAUCUGCCUAAAUCCACAGUUUACAUAGAAAGUGUUAAAUGUUCUCAUCAGAUGACUAAGCACAAGAAAAAAAAUAUUUAAAGUGUUGCACUAUAUUUGUCAUUUCCUCUUUGAGUUACUUAAGUUGGACACCUUUGAUACCUUGGUUUCAGUAUAUGCUAUUCUGGCCGAAUGUUCCGUUACUCAGCUGCUGACCUCAUGCGGACAGCCUGACGAGGAAUGUGGGCCCUGCCACAAGGGCAGCCUCUCCAGGGCUGAGCAGAUGGAAGGCACUCAGUUGAUUCAUUUUAAAUCUUAAACAUGCCCCGAGAACAGCUUUAUUGGUGGGAUACCAGAUGAGGGAAUAACUUAAGAUGAAUUUAAAACUGCUUGUAAUUAAAGGUUCAUAUUCCUCUGGUACAUUGUUCUGAGAAAGAGUAGCUAAUUUAGAGAAUUGAUUAGAAUUCACAAAAGGCCUUGACAAUUAAAGUGUUAAAGGCCCAAAGGCGAGUUUUAAUUUUCCAUUUCCUCCAAGUCAUUAAUUUCUCAUAUGGGAUUACUGAAUAGGAAGUACUAGCCUCUUUGAAAGAUUGCUGCUUCUGGGCUCAUCUGCCUUAUAUAAUUGCAUAGUGUCCUUUACUUUUCUUGUGUUGAGAGAUUUGCCUGUGUAAAAUGUAUGUUUUUUUGUAGUUUUGACUGUUGUGUCAAUAUAAAACACGUCUCUUAAUCUGGUACCAAUGUGAUUAUAAAGUACUGGCUGAAAAGGAACUAAUACUUUAAUUACAAGGAGAGCAUUAAAAGAAUGGGAUAAAUUUAUACUUUUUAGAUCAAAACAAGUUAUCCAACUGCAAGAGAAACUGGAAUGGGAUGAUAUAGUUUCAGAUUCUUCUAAUAUGUAUCUUGCAAUAUGAUAUUAUGUAAAGAAAAACCUUUUAGAGUUUAGCAACCUUGUUCUGAUGCUGAACUAUUUGAUAAUAAACUCUUAUUUGCAGAUAAUAGUA